GUGGACCAUCAGAACGUGGUCAAGUGCCACGAUAUGUACGAUCACAACGGAGAAAUCCAGGUUCUGUUGGAGUUCAUGGAUGGCGGAUCUCUUGAAGGAACUCACAUCUACCACGAGACUCAUCUUUCGGAUCUCGCCCGCCAGAUCCUCAACGGGCUGGCUUAUCUUCACCGACGCCAUAUCGUUCAUAGAGAUAUCAAGCCGUCGAAUCUUCUGAUUAACUCCGGCAAGAAGGUUAAGAUUGCAGAUUUUGGGGUGAGCAGGAUUUUAGCGCAGACCAUGGAUCCUUGCAAUUCAUCGGUUGGGACCAUAGCUUACAUGAGUCCGGAGAGGAUCAAUACAGAUUUGAAUCACGGCCAGUACGAUGGGUAUGCGGGAGAUAUAUGGAGUCUGGGGGUGAGCAUAUUGGAGUUCUAUUUGGGACGAUUCCCAUUUGCCGUAGGAAGGCAAGGCGACUGGGCGAGCUUGAUGUGUGCGAUUUGUAUGUCGCAGCCGCCGGAGGCUCCGCCGACGGCGUCGAAUGAUUUCCGUCACUUCAUCGCUUGUUGCUUGCAGAGAGAUCCGGCAAGGAGGUGGACGGCUCAGCAAUUGCUGCAGCAUCCAUUUAUCAUGAGGGGAAGCCCGGGGGGUCAGAAUUUACAUCAACUGCUGCCACCUCCGAAACCUAUUCUUCCAUCUUCGUAAUGUUAAUCUUGGUUACUGUUUAAUUUUCAUGGUGAUUCUGUUGUAAUUUUUCAUAUCGAGGUGGGAGAAAAUGGAUAAUGUUGAUUAGCAAAAAGGGAAGAGGAGUUUCUACUAAUCUCAGGUACGAACUGUUUGAUCAUAUACAUGGAGUAGAUUGUAGAUUCUUUAAUCUCUGAGCUUUGUUUGUUAAUCACCCAAGUUCUGGGGUGUAUUGGAUUGUUAGAUCUAUGAAAAAUUUUGCCAUUUCUGUCCUGUUUCUAAA
Molecule: messenger RNA, 946 nt
Organism: Carica papaya (papaya)
Lineage: Eukaryota; Viridiplantae; Streptophyta; Magnoliopsida; Brassicales; Caricaceae
Product: mitogen-activated protein kinase kinase 5-like
Biological process (GO): protein phosphorylation
Cellular component (GO): cytoplasm
Molecular function (GO): protein serine/threonine kinase activity; ATP binding
Source: RefSeq, a predicted model, not a curated record